This is a messenger RNA of Melospiza georgiana, 1385 nucleotides long. It is a transcript of the gene POMK, whose product is annotated as protein O-mannose kinase. The record is from RefSeq and is a predicted model, not a curated record. Gene Ontology annotation, cellular component: endoplasmic reticulum membrane. NCBI's taxonomy places the organism in Eukaryota, Metazoa, Chordata, Aves, Passeriformes, Passerellidae. Gene Ontology annotation, molecular function: ATP binding; carbohydrate kinase activity; protein kinase activity. The coding region runs from base 246 to 1307 and encodes 353 amino acids. Gene Ontology annotation, biological process: carbohydrate phosphorylation; protein phosphorylation; protein O-linked glycosylation. The transcript has 2 exons.
UCGGGCCCGCCUGCGCGGAAACGCGGGAGGAUGCGCAGCGCGGCGAGCGUCGAGCUUGCGGCCGCCUUUAACACGUCCCGCUGCCACGCGUGGCCUCUCGUCAUAGGCUGCAGGCGCCGGAGCGCGGUGCCUGCGGGACUUCUGGGCAGCCGGCACUGAAAAAGCCGUAAAGGCGUUCAUCCCCCGGUUGGGAAGAGGGUUCUGCUUAGCCUCUGUCUUUCACGGAGGAUGCGGAAGGCACGGCCAUGGAAAAGAAACAGCAUUUCGUUAGGAGGGAGCUUCUUCCCAGAGACGUGCCAUCCAUCUCGCUGGCGUUACUGCUUGCGGCCGUCCUGCUCCUUAAUGCCUUUCUCUACCUGUACCUCAACAAGUUUUCCAGCUCUCUGGGACAUGUCGAAACGGACUCUGGCCUCUGCCCUUUUGGGCAUUUCAAAUUCGGAGCGGUGAAGAAUUGUUCCCCGUGGCUUUCCUGCGAGGCCAUAAAUAGGGAAGUCAGGAAACUCAAGUGUGUUGGUGAAGGUGCUGUGAAAAAGGUCUUUCUUUCUGAGUGGAAGGAAAAGAAAGUGGUCCUUUCACAGCUCACCAACUCAGAGCUGAAGGAGGACUUUCUCCAUGGACUGAAGAUGCUGAAAGCCCUUCAGAGCAAGCAUGUUGUUCGGCUGCUUGGCUACUGUGAGCAGCAGUUCACAAUCCUCACCGAGUACCAUCCUCUUGGUUCACUGAGAGGCCUGAAUGAAACUCUCCACAUUCCCAAGUACAAGGCCAUGAACACCUGGCAUCGCAGGCUGAUGCUUGCUAUAGACUACGUGAGUGUCAUUCGGUACCUGCACAGCAGCCCCCUGGGCACCUUAGUGAUGUGUGACUCCAAUGACCUGGACAAGGUUCUCUCCCAGUAUCUCCUGACAAGUGACUUCCACGUUCUGGUGAAUGAUUUGGACGCUCUGCCUCUUGUGAACAGGAGUGCUGGCAGGCUGGUGAAGUGCGGUCACAGGGAGCUCUGGGGUGAGUUUGUAGCUCCUGAGCAGCGUUGGCCCUAUGGAGAAGAUGUGCCAUUCGAAGAUGACCUCAUGCCUCCCUAUGAUGAGAAAACAGACAUCUGGAAAAUCCCAGAUGUCUCAAAUUUUUUCUUGGGCCAUGUUGAAGGAAGUGACAUUGUACGACUGCAUCUGUUUGACAUCCAUGCAGCGUGUAAGAAGAAGGACCCGGCAGAACGGCCCUCUGCCCAAGAGGUCUUAGACACCUACAGGAAAGUUUUAACUCUGCUUAUUCGGGAGGCAGCCAUGCCUAGUACUAGAGAAAUGUUAUAGUGAAUCACGAGGCAAACAACACGCUGGGGUUUUAAGUUAAUGUCCUUCCUAUUUAUGUAGCUUGCCUGAUGGGCAAAA